GCUGCGCGCUCCCUAGCUUCUCUCCCAGCCGCCGCCGCCUCUACCUCUUCCUACGCUUCCUUCUCUCCACCGCGGUCCCGCACCACGGGCACGCGCCGUCGCCUCGCCCCCACGGCCUACGCCGCCGCCGCGGCAGCUGCGGCUGAGGCCCCGCUCCCCAUGACGCCCCGUCCGACCAUUCAUUCGUUCACCGGCCAGCGUCAGCCAGCCAGGCGUCCAGCUCCAACACGUGUUGCCAAAUGCCAACACUCCAGUCUCCAGGUUGAAGCGCCCAGGGUGCAGCCGAAGCUGAGCGAGCCCUUCUUGGGGUUCACCCAGACCGCAGAGAUUUGGAACUCCAGGGCUUGCAUGAUCGGCCUCAUCGGCACCUUCAUUGUGGAGCUGGUGCUGAACAAGGGGAUUCUUCAGAUGAUUGGGGUGGAGGUGGGCAAGGGUCUGGACCUUCCUCUUUGAAGGGUGACCAAAUAGUGACAUUAUCGUUUGCUGGUGUAUUAUGCUGGCCGAAAAACAUGAGGGUUUCACUUGCUUUUUGACUUGGUGGCUACAUAUGCAUGUUCAUCAUGCAUGUCCUUGGAUAUCCGGAUGUUACAACAUCAACUAUGUUAAUGACUUGGUGGCUGGCCGUUUGACAGGGUUAAUUGGUGAACAAAAACGUGUGCCUUGUGAAACAGAGAAAGAUAAUUGAUGCCACCGUGAAAUUAGUACUGGUUUAUAAGGUAGUAUACAUGUGUCUCUUGUUGCCAAUGCAAAUCUGUUUCCAUGGUUGGUUCUUAUUGAUUCUUUUCUAUGCUUGCAGAUAAGAUCAAUGCAAAAAUGGGAGAAGGUGGUCUUCUCCGUUGCGCUCCUGAAAUAUUUGAGCAGUCUGGAGUGGCUAGUUUGUUUUCAGACAUUGGACUUUCUCCUCAUUCAACAUCAAUUCUCAUGAGUACCCUUAAUGCUUUGCUGAUACUCCCUUGUAUAACUGCCGCAAUGCUGCUGAUGGAUGUCUGCGGGAGAAGAUAAAACAUGAGACACCAUGAAAAUUAGUGAUGUAGUUGUGGGCUUUUGAACAAUAGCUGGAGUGAUAUAAAACAUUAGUGAUGUAGUUGUGGGCUUUUGAACUGCUUCAAGCUGGAGUGAUGUCGCUGUGGUGCUUUUGUGACUGAUCAUCUCUGGAGCUUUUGUGAAUGAUCUAGCUAACAAUCUGUAAAUGAUCUAGUUGUGAAUGAUAUUAUAAUUGUGAUGCUUUUGUGAA
Molecule: messenger RNA, 1234 nt
Organism: Zea mays
Lineage: Eukaryota; Viridiplantae; Streptophyta; Magnoliopsida; Poales; Poaceae
Product: light-harvesting complex-like protein OHP1, chloroplastic
Exons: 3
Coding region: 160-453 (97 amino acids)
Source: RefSeq, a predicted model, not a curated record